AUGACAAUGAAGCAAGUAAUUGCACAAUUAAAUUGGUUUUUAUAUAUUGAUUUACUGAUUUAUUGGUUUAUAAUUAUCAAGAAAUUUGUGCUUCCAUGGAGUCAUGCAAUCAACAAAAUUAUCAUCACUAAGGAUUCAACUUUUGAUUGGAUAGUCGAAGAGAAUUACAAUAUCUCUAAAGAUUUCCGCAAUGUUCAAAUAGAGACCACUGAAAGAUUAAAGACUGAUACAUCACUUUCAUAUACUGCUAAUGUUAAUGAAAUAUUGUAA
This is a messenger RNA of Entrophospora candida, 270 nucleotides long. Lineage: Eukaryota; Fungi; Glomeromycota; Glomeromycetes; Entrophosporales; Entrophosporaceae. The record is from the annotation of a GenBank genome assembly.